GCUGUUGCUCCUCCACCAGUGAGAGAGAGCAGGCGAGAGAGCGAGAGCGAGAGAAGGAGAAGGAGAAGGAGGCUGUGCCCUCCGGCGGAAUCUCCGUUCUCAUCUACUGGCUCAUGAAGGAGAACAACACCACUAAAGUAUUCUUCUUUCUAGGGUUUCCUUUUAUUCGGAUUUGAUUGGUUUUUUGUGAGAGAAAAUUGUUCGGAAAAGCUUGGGGGUUUGUUUCAGGAACCAAAAAAGUGAGAAUGGGGAAAGGUCCGUUCUCGUUGAAGCGUAGCAGCAGCAGCCGGCGGCAGCGGCCGAAGAAGUUUAUCGGCCCUCCACCCUCUCCUUUCCCUUCGCCGCCUCCUCCGCCUCGGCCCAUGGGAUCCGCCCCCUCCUCGCCCCUGAACAACAACAGUUUGGCUGUCAAGGCCAAGAAGAAGGCCGGCGGAGGAGCCAGGCUCUGGAUGCGAUUCGAUCGCUGCGGCGGUUCCGAGCUCGUCGAGUGUGACAAGAAUGCUAUUAUCCGACGCGCCGCCAUUCCCCCUCGUGACUUGAGAAUUCUCGGCCCCGUUUUCUCCCAUUCCUCCAGCAUCCUCGCCAGGGAGAAGGCCAUGGUGGUGAAUUUGGAGUUUAUCAAGGCUAUAGUUACCGCCGAAGAGGUUCUGUUGCUUGAUCCUCUUCGGCAGGAGGUUCUUCCGUUUGCGGAUCAACUAAGGCAACAGCUUCCUCAAUCAAGGGUUGAUGAACAAGAUAAUCAACUGGAUGCUUCAACAGCAAGGCAAUGGCUACCUGUUCCCGAGGCCGUUGAAGGUUUGCAAUGUGAUCUCCCAUUUGAGUUUCAGGUUCUCGAGAUUGCUCUAGAAGUUGUCUGUACGUACUUGGAUUCCAGUGUGGCAGACCUUGAGAUGGAAGCCUACCCUGUGCUCGAUGAACUCGCCAGAAAUGUCAGCACCAAGAAUCUUGAACUUGUUCGCAGUUUGAAAAGCAAUCUCACCCGUUUGCUUGCACGAGUACAGAAGGUGAGGGAUGAAAUUGAACAUUUGUUGGAUGACAAUGAAGACAUGGCACAUUUAUAUUUGACAAGAAAGUGGAUUCAGAAUCAACAAUCUGAGGCCUUGUUGGCACGUUCUGGCUCAAAUAGAAGCAGCCCUACUGCACCCAAUCUCCGUCGGCUAGGCUCUAAUAGAAGCAGUAGUUUGGUAACUAGCAACAACAUGGGUGAAGAUGAUGUAGAGGAUCUAGAAAUGUUGCUUGAGGCUUAUUUUAUGCAACUUGAUGGAACUCGUAACAAGAUAUUGUCUGUACGGGAGUAUAUAGAUGACACAGAGGAUUAUGUCAACAUUCAACUUGACAACCAGAGAAACGAACUCAUUCAGCUCCAAUUAACAUUGACCAUUGCAUCAUUUGCUAUAGCCGUAGAGACCUUGAUCGCUGGAAUAUUUGGUAUGAACAUUCCCUGUGUAUUAUACGAUAAGAAGGGGAUAUUUGAGUUAUUUGUUGGAGGUGUCACUGCAUUUUCGGUAUUGCUUUUCUUCCUUGUUUUUGGGUAUGCAAGGUGGAAGAAGCUGCUUGGUUCGUGAGUCCCCUUCAUGAUCUUUUGUAUAUAUAAUAGAUUCACAAACUUGUUUACCUGACUAUCAACCUCUCACCCAAAAAAAAAAAAAAAAAACUGCGGCCUGACUUUUACGACUGCUCUAACAUCAUUGAUCAUUCGGCCUUUCUUUUAUGUAAAAUAUAUGUUAGUGUACAAUUAUUGUAUAUUAGAAUACAGAAAAUUUUCCAUUAUGAUUACAUCAACUGGGUUGUCUUCCUUU
Molecule: messenger RNA, 1799 nt
Organism: Rosa chinensis
Lineage: Eukaryota; Viridiplantae; Streptophyta; Magnoliopsida; Rosales; Rosaceae
Product: magnesium transporter MRS2-4
Exons: 4
Coding region: 246-1565 (439 amino acids)
Biological process (GO): transmembrane transport; magnesium ion transport
Cellular component (GO): membrane
Molecular function (GO): magnesium ion transmembrane transporter activity
Source: RefSeq, a predicted model, not a curated record